Protobothrops mucrosquamatus (brown spotted pit viper) is the source of this 3839-nucleotide messenger RNA. It is a transcript of the gene ABCC8, whose product is annotated as ATP binding cassette subfamily C member 8. The coding region runs from base 5 to 3724 and encodes 1239 amino acids. Gene Ontology annotation, biological process: potassium ion transport; transmembrane transport. Gene Ontology annotation, molecular function: ATP hydrolysis activity; ATP binding; ABC-type transporter activity. Gene Ontology annotation, cellular component: membrane. The record is from RefSeq and is a predicted model, not a curated record. The transcript is spliced from 33 exons. NCBI's taxonomy places the organism in Eukaryota, Metazoa, Chordata, Lepidosauria, Squamata, Viperidae.
AAUAAUGGGUGUUUACUUCAUCUCUUCUCAAGAAUUCUUGGCUAAUUUUUAUGUUUUAUCGGUCCUCCUUUUUUUUGCACUUCUAUUGCAAAGAACCUUUCUCCAGGCAUCAUACUAUGUGGCCAUUGAAACAGGAAUUAACCUGAGAGGAGCAAUACAGACAAAAAUCUAUAGUAAGAUCAUGAGACUAUCAACCUCCAACAUGUCCAUGGGGGAAAUGACCUCAGCUCAGAUCUGUAAUCUGGUUGCAAUAGACACAAACCAGCUAAUGUGGUUUUUCUUCCUGUGUCCUAAUCUCUGGGCUAUGCCUGUACAGAUUAUUGUUGGAAUUGUUCUGCUCUAUUAUCUGCUUGGAAUCAGUGCCUUAAUAGGAGCAGCUGUAAUCAUAGUGCUGGCCCCUGUCCAAUACUUUGUAGCCACGAAACUUUCACAAGCUCAAAGAAGUACACUGGAAUAUUCCAAUGAGAGACUGAAGAAAACAAAUGAAAUGCUUCGAGGCAUAAAACUACUCAAACUCUAUGCCUGGGAACACAUUUUUCACAGUAGCGUGGAAGAAACUCGGCAAAAGGAAAUGACAAGUCUUAAGGCUUUCGCUCUUUAUACCUCUAUAUCAAUUUUCAUGAAUGCAGCAAUACCAAUUGCAGCUGUUCUUAUAACGUUUGUUGUCCAUGCCCAUCUCUUUGUCAAUGCUGACUUUUCUCCUUCGGUGGCCUUUGCAUCGCUCUCUCUCUUCCACAUCCUUGUGACACCCCUGUUCCUACUCUCCAGUGUCGUUAGAUCCACUGUUAAAGCUCUUGUAAGUGUCCAAAAGUUAAGUGAAUUUCUCUCGAGUGAAGAAAUUGCAGACGAGUAUGAUAAAUGUCCUGAGCCAAGAAACCCAGACAACCACAGCAAAUAUCAGGUUCUUACCCUCAAAGUUGUUAACCGUAAGAGGCCUGCCAGAGAGGACUGGAACAAUUACAGCUCUCGUAUAAGAAGAUCUGUUAGCAGCACAGAAGCAGAUGAUUUUUGUGUAAAGGUCACGAAUGGAUUUUUCACAUGGACGCCAGAAGGAGUUCCAACUUUAUCCAGCAUUGAUAUUCGAAUUCCUCAAGGUCAGUUAACAAUGAUUGUGGGACAGGUAGGCUGUGGUAAAUCAUCUCUCUUAUUAGGAAUACUUGGAGAGAUGCAGAAGACAUCUGGGAAUGUGAUCUGGAACAGCAGCAUUCCUGAUAAUGAGACAGGGGAAGAUGUCAGCUCCGACAUGGAAACAAUGGUUGAAAUGGAGCCCAGAAAAAGAGGGCCAGUGGCAUAUGCUUCUCAGAAGCCAUGGUUGUUAAAUGCUACGGUGGAAGAAAAUAUCACUUUUGAAAGCCCCUUCAAUAAACAAAGGUAUAAAGCAGUAAUUGAUGCUUGCUGUCUUCAGCCUGAUAUUGACAUACUACCUCAUGGAGACCAAACACAGAUUGGAGAGAGGGGUAUUAAUUUAUCUGGAGGUCAGCGCCAAAGAAUCAGUGUAGCAAGAGCUCUUUAUCAACAGACAAAUGUGGUAUUUCUGGAUGAUCCAUUUUCAGCAUUAGAUAUCCACUUGAGUGAUCAUCUCAUGCAAGAAGGAAUUCUGAAUUUGCUAAGAGCAGACAAGAAAACCAUUGUUUUAGUUACCCACAAACUACAAUAUCUGCCCCAUGCUGACUGGAUUAUUGCAAUGAAGGAUGGUACCAUUCAGCGAGAAGGCACACUGAAGGAUAUCCAGAAAUCUGAAUCUGAGCUCUUUGAACAUUGGAAAACACUAAUGAAUCGACAGGACCAAGAACUAGAAAAGGAGAUUGUAAUUGAAAGAAAAACUAUAUUGGAUAAGAAGAAUAUUAAAAAGACAGUGCAUUCUCAAGAAAUCCUCCAAGAUGAAGAAGAGGAUGAUGAAGAGAUACCUGAGAGUGAUGAUGAUGAUGACAACUUGUCUUCUGUCCUUCAUCGAACAACAGAGAUGUCAUGGCAAGCAUGUGGGAAGUAUCUCAGCUCAGCAGGAUUUCUCUUCUUGCCUCUGUUGAUCUUUUCUCAAUUUCUAAAACAUUCGGUCAUGGUGUCCAUUGACUAUUGGCUAGCCUUGUGGACAUCUGAUGCUAUUUCCUCUGAGAUGGGGAAAAACUGCUCUUUUUGUCAGGUGUGUGUGUUUAGCCAUUUUUCCUAUUCAAAGAUAUUCAGCAUUCUCUGUUGUGUUGGGAUUAUAUUAUGCCUUGUAACAUCAAUAGCAGUAGAAUGGACUGGCUUAAAAGUUGCCAAAAAGGUUCACUGCAGUCUUCUGAAUAAAAUUAUUCUGGCCCCAAUGAGAUUUUUCGAAACCACACCCCUGGGAAGUAUUUUGAACAGAUUUUCAGCAGAUUGUAACACUAUUGAUCAGCAUAUCCCUGCUACUCUGGAGUGCCUGAGUCGUUCUACCUUGUUAUGUUUAUCAGCUCUUGCAGUGAUUUCAUAUGUAACACCUGUGUUUCUGAUAGCUCUCGUACCUCUUGCCGUCAUAUGCUAUUUCACCCAGAAAUAUUUUAGAGUAGCAUCAAGGGAUCUACAGCAGUUGGAUGACAGUACACAGCUUCCGUUACUUUCUCACUUUUCAGAGACAGUGGAAGGGCUAACAACUAUACGAGCAUUCAGGUAUGAAUCCCGGUUUAAACAGAAGCUUCUUGAAUAUACGGAUUCUAACAACAUCGCUUCCCUUUUCCUUACAGCUGCCAAUCGUUGGCUGGAAGUUCGCAUGGAAUAUAUUGGAGCAUGUGUGGUGCUUAUUGCAGCAGUUACAUCCAUUACCAGUUCUCUAAAGAAUAAUCUCUCUUCAGGUCUUGUAGGUUUAGGAUUAACCUAUGCUCUGAUGGUGUCUAACUACCUAAACUGGAUGGUUCGCAACCUGGCUGAUAUGGAGCUUCAACUGGGAGCUGUGAAAAGACUCAAUGGCCUUAUAAAAACGGAGGCUGAAAAUUAUGAAGGGCUGCUUUCUCCAGCGCAGAUUCCUCAGAACUGGCCUGAUCAGGGGGAGAUUCAAAUACAGAAUCUGAGUGUCCGCUAUGAUAGCACUCUGAAGCCUGUCCUAAAACAUGUCAGUGCCCAUAUCUCUCCAGGACAAAAGAUUGGAAUAUGUGGCAGAACAGGCAGUGGGAAGUCAUCCUUUUCUCUAGCCUUUUUUAGAAUGGUUGAUGCCUUUGAAGGAAGGAUCAUUAUAGAUGGCAUAGACAUUGCCAAGCUCCCUUUACAAACUCUGAGAUCCAGAUUGUCAAUUAUUCUUCAAGACCCCAUUUUGUUCAGUGGCACAAUCAGAUUUAACUUGGAUCCAGAAAAGAAAUGCACUGACAGCACCUUAUGGGAAGCAUUGGAAAUAGCACAACUGAAGCAUGUGGUGAAAGCUUUACCUGGGGGACUAGAUGCAAUAGUCACAGAAGGUGGAGAAAAUUUCAGCCAAGGGCAAAGACAGCUGUUCUGCUUAGCCAGAGCGUUUGUACGGAAAACAAGUAUCUUAAUCAUGGAUGAAGCCACAGCGUCUAUUGACAUGGCAACUGAAAACAUUCUUCAGAAGGUUGUAAUGACUGCCUUUGCUGAUCGUACAGUAGUGAUAAUUGCACACCGGGUGCACACUAUUCUGAACGCUGAUAUGAUUAUUGUCAUGAAGAGAGGAGUUAUUUUAGAAUACGACAAACCAGAAAUUCUGCUGGAAAAAGAAGACAGCGUGUUUGCUUCUUUUGUUCAAGCAGACAAGUAGCUAUGGUAUAAACUAUUAAACCACUCAAAAGAACUGUUUUAUUAUCAAUUUUCUAAUUAUGUAAAAUAUCUGUAAAUAAAAAAUAUUUAAUAAUAAAAAGCUUAGUCUAUAAGUU